Messenger RNA from Dothidotthia symphoricarpi CBS 119687, 1797 nucleotides. RefSeq lists its product as uncharacterized. The record is from RefSeq and is a predicted model, not a curated record. The transcript has a single exon. Lineage: Eukaryota; Fungi; Ascomycota; Dothideomycetes; Pleosporales; Dothidotthiaceae. Bases 1 to 1797 code for a protein of 598 amino acids.
AUGGGGAUAUCGCAACUUUUUCGCGCUGGCAUCACAGUGCCUGCCUGCGACCAAGGCAAACUGGUUACAGAUAGAGUUGCUUGCCGCUAUGAGACGCGUGUUCUGCACAAAACACUAAAGGAUGUACAGGCUACUAGGAGAGUGCAACAGUAUCGUCAGACGAUCAUCAAUACCUUGCGAUCCGCUACGACCGACGACAAUACUGGCUUGCAGCUUGUACGCCGAUUUGUGUACAUGGCAGAGACCCUUGAAAUUAACAAAGCGGUUGCAAUAAAUUCGGAAGAAUCCCAGGACGACGCUCCGAACGGAAAUACCUUGAUAGGCGCGUAUGCGGAGGUUAUGAAUGAGUCCAGUUUGAGCGGAUAUACAUCACUUGCCUACAAAACCGAGCUCCUCCAAAACGCAUCCGUCAAUCAAGCGUUGCUACAUCCGCUGUUCGUGGCGCUCAUAGCCUACCGAAUGGGGGGGCCGAUCGUAGCUGACGCUGCAUAUGCCCACAAGUGGAAAGCACCGGAGGGCUCGGCAACGACAGGAGUGCAGGCCUUCCAUAUGGAAGGUGAUUCUGGUGAUGCAUUCGAUCAUCAUCGUAUAACCGUAGUUUGGGAGAUUCGUGAUGGCAAGCCCAGCAGUCCAUCUGGCACACACCAUAUCUUCCUUGCUGGCGAUGCCACACCUCAUCCACUCGCAGCCCUCCGGCACCUAGGACAAGAGACACUGAUGACUGUUAUAUACAACUCUCAGUCUGCGGCGUUGUACUACGACUGCCAGAAUCCUGGAGUUGUACGAAAUAGCAUAACUUUAGACUUUCACGUCAACGUUGUCACAAACGAUGACCUCAACAUGAUUUCUGUAGAUGCUGUCAAACAAGACCAUCUCAAUCUAACCCAACUUCUCACAAACUUUCCAAUACACGACUAUGAUGCUCAUUUCCACCGGUUGCUUUUCGAUCCCAACUCUUUGAGUGCAAUAUUCUCGAAACUCUUGUCGCUCAAUAUCUCGAUCUCGCCGCCAACACCCCCUCCAACGCCCACGAAGACUUCCCUUGAACAGCGGUUCGAUGCCUACAUGAAGGAAAACCACGCUUGCAUUCCUCCCGAGAUCCUUGAUCUGGAGCACGACAUACCAAUCUCUGGCAAUUACGACUCGCCUUCUAGUCUUCUAGACAGGAUAUGCCUCAAAGCGCGCCGCGACGUCCACCUGAACCUCGGUAUAGACCUCUUCCCCCAAGUUCCCGUAGCCGAGCAGCAAGAAUGGGCACGGAAGUACAUCCGUGACCUCCCUAGAGAAAUUAUAUUCCAACGCCUGGCACAGUAUUUACAGAUCAUCACACAGUGUCCGUUCACAAACAACGAUCUUGUGCCAGUACGCCAGCUUAAACCUCUAGCGUCACAUAUCGAAAUGCGCUGCUUUGAGUUAAUCAGUACGGGUUUCAUCGACGACAUGUCUCUGCUACCGUCUAUCGCGUCCUUUGCGGCUGCAAUUGGCAGUGCACUCGAUGGACCUAAGGAGGCUCAAGUUGUUCCUGACCCAUGGAUCCAAGAUGCUGAUUUACAGAUCUUUCGCACGCGCUGCUUGUAUCUGUUUUGGUGCGCGGACUGGCUAGCUAGGUAUCUUGUGAGGCCGGUUCAGGGUGCAAUCAUGACCAUGGAGGUCAGGCAGCAGGAUUUGGCCGGAGUGAGAAGGGAGAUCAUCCUCAUGGCACAGGCCUUGCUGAGGAAUUGGUUGGCGUGGGGAUUGUUUGUCGAUGGCUUACCCAACAGACCAUUUAUAGUUAGGAGGCCGAGCGCAUUGGGGUAG